Messenger RNA from Rotaria sp. Silwood2, 573 nucleotides. Lineage: Eukaryota; Metazoa; Rotifera; Eurotatoria; Philodinida; Philodinidae. The record is from the annotation of a GenBank genome assembly.
AUGCCUCGUGAGAAUAUACCACAAUCAGCAAUGAAGAAACUUGAACAAUUCUUCACCAAAACACUUGAUACAAAUAAUGAUGGUCUUGUUAAUUGGACUGAUUUUGAAGCUGCUAUUGAGUCUAUUGUAUCAAAAGAUGAAGCUGCAAAAAAUGCUCGAUUAAAAGUUCUACGUAAACGUCUUGAACAACAUUUUCAAAAGUAUUUUUGGGAUUUAUGUGCUGUUGGUGAUGCAAAUAAAGAUGGAAAUAUUGAUUUAGAUGAAUGGCUUGAUGUUAUGAAUGAUAUCAUUGGUGGUUUAAAGGAUAAAAAUGAAUUUCCUGAAUGGUAUGAAGGAUUACACAAAGCUCUUUUUCGUGCUAAUGAAUUUUUAGACGAACGAGCUGUAUCAAAAGAUGAAUUUGCUAAUAUGCUUAUUUCAUGGGAUAUUGAUGAAACAAGUGCUGAAAAAGCUUAUGACUUCAUAACUGAACAUGGCAAAAAACGCAUGGAUUAUAAUCUCUUUUCGGAAUUUAUGAAGAAAUUCUUUCUUAAUGAAAUACCGAAACAUCCAUUAAAUCUUGGCCUUGAUUAA